Molecule: messenger RNA, 1938 nt
Organism: Hydractinia symbiolongicarpus
Lineage: Eukaryota; Metazoa; Cnidaria; Hydrozoa; Anthoathecata; Hydractiniidae
Product: arginine and glutamate-rich protein 1-like
Exons: 6
Coding region: 800-1573 (257 amino acids)
Cellular component (GO): mitochondrion; nucleoplasm
Molecular function (GO): cadherin binding
Source: RefSeq, a predicted model, not a curated record
UUUUUUAAGGCUGAUUUUAAAUUGUUGGUGCAUUUUACAAUGACCCCAUUAUACAAUUGAAUAAUUAAAAAGGCAAUUAUGUGUUUCUAAGUUGGGCACCCAAAUUAGAUGUCCCCAAAAUCGGUAUACCAAUGUCCAAAUUAGCUUGGAUCAGCCCUUGACAAUUAAAAAAAGGCAGCAGUAAAUCACUCUCGCAAAAUUAUUUGCGUGUGCGUGGGCACAUACAAUUGUCUGCUAGAAGUUGGCAGAUAUCUAUGCACAGCAAUAUAUACAAUCUGUUGUGUAUUGGGAAUAAAGUUCCAGCUCGUUUUUCAAUACUAUUUGAGAAAAAGCAGAUGUUGUGACCUUGUACGCAAUCAUUUUGAAAACGAUCAACUGAACAAUGUGCUCCAAAAUUAGCAAAGUUACUGAUAGAAGUAUGAACGACCAACAACACAAGAUACAGAUGAGGCUUUGAUUGUAAUGUUUAUAAUAGAAUUGUAUCAUUAUUAAUUUCGUAAUCCCUUUUUCCAAAAUUUAAAGAAAGUUUAUAAUUUUAAAACAGAAAGCAUGCAUUAUGUCUUUAGAUGUUAUAUUUAUAGGAAGCGAUUCUCCACAAAAUGCUUUUGCUUCACAUAAUGCAUAACAAUCUUUUAACCGUUAAGGAAAGGCUAUAACUAUCUAGUUUAGGAUAAGUCAUUUAUAUAGAUAGCAAAACCAGCUGUUGAUUAUGAACAAAAAAGCUCUUUGUGUUAGAAGUGUGAUCUGUAAGAAAGCUACUGUAGUUUGUGGAAAGGAUGUAGGUUAGAUUUAGAAGAUCAUGCCCAGAAGCAGAUCUGGAUCCCGCAGUAGAAGUAGGAGUUCUUCUCCUAGGCGUAGGAAGCAAAAGGAACGUGAACGAGAUAAGGACAGACAUAAAAGACGUCACAGUCAUAGAAGUAAGUCACCAUCAUCAAGAAAGAAAUGGAGGUAUUCAAGAAGUCGUUCCAGAUCACCCAGUGUGGACAGGUUUGGAAGAUCUACAAAACGAAAAGAUAAGUAUGGUAAUGAUGAUGAAGAUACUAGGGCCGAACCCGGUGUAAAAACAGAAGAGAUGGAAAGACAAAGAAAGAUACGUGCCUCAGAGAUGCAAGCAAAGUUUAUUGAGGAAGAAACACAACGAAGAAUUGAAGAUGUUGUUAUGAAGCGUGUGGAAGAAGAACUUGCGAAAAGAAAGAUUGAUGUAGAUGAAGAAGUUAUGCGAAAAGUUGAGGAUGCUAAAAAGCAUGUUGAACACCAUCUUGAAGGAGAAUAUGAAAGAAGAACCAAAGAAAUUGCUGAGCAAUUCAAAGGGAAGGAGGAGCAACUGAAAGUUGAAAUUGAAAAACUAAAGAAGGAGGUGGAAGCAGCGUAUGAAAAAGUUCACGAAAUUGAGGGCAAACUGGCGGAGGAGCGAUUGAGCAUGCUUGAAAAACAACGCGAGUUAGAAGAGGAGAAGCGUCGACUUGAACACAAUUACAAGAAAACCGAGAAAAAAGCUCAGGAGAUGAUACUCAACAAAAAGAAUUCGAGACCGAGACUUUCUUUCGGUUUGAAACCUGUUACACCGAAAUAAAACGAACUCGCAACGAACCUCAGUCAGUCUUAAUGUGUAUGUUUUUAUCAGGUCAAAGAUUGUUUUGCCAAGCCUUGAGCCAGUAGUGACAGGGAGGCGUCUUUAGUACACAUGUUCGGCUUGGCAGUUUUAGGCCGUACGGUCUGGUGUCAUAAAAGAGAAAAAGGUACAUCUAACUGAGUUUGUGAUAUUCGUGGAUGAUUUAUUUUGUACAGGAAAAGUUUAUAGAUAACAUUGAAAGAGUUGAAGUUUUUUAUACGAAAGAGAAGCUGAUUUUAAUUUUAUUUUUUUCAAGUGGCAGUUUCUUUUUUUAACAUUAUCCAUAUUUUGCUAUUUAUGAAGAAUAAAGGAUAAAGAUGUUUUGA